GCGACGGCCGCGGCACGCACGCGCGCGCGGGGAGGAGAGAAAAGGCGUCCUGAGAUCGUGUUGGCACCGAUGUCGAACCCUAACGGACCGGGGGGGGUCCUCGGCGCGGACGACGCCCUGAACGCGGACUUGAUGGAGAGCUUCCGGGAUACGGGGAUGUAUAACUUCGCGAGCGAGUUCGAUAUCCUCCCCGAGCCGACCGGGGUCAUGCCGGGGACGGACGCGGGGUUGGACGCCGAGCCGGGUCCAGUCCCGACCGGGUUAGACUCGCUCGGGGUCGACGACGGCCUCGGCGUGAUGAACGACGACCUGGCGCAGCGCGCGGGGGUGAAGCGCGAGCCGAUCCCGAUAGGAAGUCCGUUCAGAGGCGGCGCGAACGAAGGCGGGCUGAUCGGUCAGGGCGCGGUGGCGGCGGCGGCGGAGGCGGUGGAGCAAUCGCGACGACGGCUCUCGGACGCGACGACGGCGGCGGGCGCGACCGCGGACCCGUCGUCCCCGCCCGCGAGCGCGAUCAAGAAGCAGGCGAGGAUCUCCCAGAGUGAGGUGACGCCCACGCCGCCGCCGCCGAGCAGCUCGAAGAAGCGGAAACAGCUCGCUUCCGGUGGGGGGACCGGGGGAAGCACCGGAGGGAUGAACACCGCGGAGAAGGAGAAAAACGGGAAAGGCUUGCGGCACUUCAGCAUGAAGGUGUGCGAGAAGGUGGAGGAGAAGCACAAGACGACGUACAACGAGGUAGCGGACGAGCUCGUCGCGGAGUUCUCGAAACCGGACGACCCCAAAUUCUGCGCGGAUCAGGCGUACGACGAGAAGAACAUCCGACGACGCGUGUACGACGCGUUGAACGUGUUGAUGGCGAUGGACAUCAUCACGAAAGAGAAGAAGGAGAUCACGUGGAAAGGGUUGCCGCAGAUCGCCGGGGGCGUCGGAGGCGGCGGCGUCGGAGGGGGGGGCGGAGGAGGGGGCGACGCGGCGGAGUACGAGAAGCUCCUCGCGGAGAAGAAGCGCGUCCAGGCGUCCAUCGAGAAGAAAAACGCCCACCUGCAAGAGCUCGUGGAGCAGUACAAGUCGUAUCAGGCGCUUCUGCGGCGAAACGAGACGAGAGCGACGCGCGGGGAGACCCCGAACGGGAUUCAGCUGCCGUUCAUCCUCGUCCAGACCGCGCCGACGGCGACGGUGGAGAUCGAGAUCUCCGAGGACCAGCAGCUGGUGCACUUCGACUUCAACGACGCGCCGUUUCAGAUCCACGACGCCAACUACGUCCUGCAACAGAUGGCGCUGAACGAGGACGGGCUGUCGAGGUUGGACCUUCAUCGCGCGGAGGAGGGCGCGGAGGGCGGGGUCGGGGGUGGUGGUGGUGGGGGUGAUGCUCCGGCGUUCGCGGAGAUAGACGGCGCGGAUUUCGCCGCCGCCGCCGCCGCGGCGGCGGAGGUGGAGACCGAGACGGCGUCGCCCGGCGAGGCGCGGCGGGGGACGAGAGGAGACGACGCCGACGACGGCGGACGCGGCGGAGGACGGUCGACGCGGAAAAAGUGA
Micromonas pusilla CCMP1545 is the source of this 1533-nucleotide messenger RNA. Its product is annotated as dp-like protein. The transcript has 3 exons. Gene Ontology annotation, biological process: regulation of cell cycle; regulation of transcription by RNA polymerase II. The record is from RefSeq and is a predicted model, not a curated record. Bases 70 to 1533 code for a protein of 487 amino acids. Lineage: Eukaryota; Viridiplantae; Chlorophyta; Mamiellophyceae; Mamiellales; Mamiellaceae. Gene Ontology annotation, molecular function: DNA-binding transcription factor activity, RNA polymerase II-specific; RNA polymerase II transcription regulatory region sequence-specific DNA binding. Gene Ontology annotation, cellular component: nucleus; transcription regulator complex.